UUCUCUUUGGUAAUGUUAUGAUAUAAUUUUAAGUUUCAUAAAUUCACACAAAAAAAAUUAAGUUUUAACUUGAGAAUCUUUAAAAUUAGGAUUCAGGAUACCUGGAUAAAACGAAAAUUUAAAUUUAUUAUUAUAAGCGUUUUAGGAAACUAUUUGUUGUUGGCAAUUUUCCAUUUCCUGAUUCAUUUUCUAUAAUGAAUCAAAUGAAUAUGCAUGUUCCUAUGAACCCUGGCGGUCCUAUGGGUCCCGCAUCGAAUGUAGCCAUGCAACUGCCAGUAUCUGGACCAAUAAUGCAACAACCAUCUCCUCAACAAAUGCAGCCGGCUUUGUCCCAACAAACACAGCAAGAAAAACUGGACAAUAUCUCAAAAGUUAAAACUCUUAUGGGUUCUCUACGGGAGUCUUUACCAAUGACUUUGAAAUCAGCAGCUCAAAUACUACAUCAAAAUCACAAUGUAGAUUCAAAUACACAAAAAGGCGCCGAGAAUCCAGCUUCUAGGUUCGACAAAAACUUAGAGGAUUUCUUUUCCUUAUGUGACCAAAUGGAAUUACACUUGAGAACCGCGAUAACGUGCAUACAGCAGGCACAGUCAGCCGCUCACUACCUGCCUCUGACGGUGAUACCGACGAGGAUGGACUCCGGACCAAUCACACAAGAAACUACUCUCAGCUACCCGCAAUACUUGAACACAGUUCGUCUACAGAUAUCGUACGCUAAGGACAUACACGACACACUGGUCGCCGCGGCACAGAACAUAUCCCCAACCGAAUGAUAUAACGGUUACUAUCGCCAGCAUUCAUGGCAAGCGGACUCUUAAAACCGGGAAGGAGUAUUGCCGAUAGUCUCUCUCCCUCGCGCACCUGCAAGUGACUUCCCCAACCUUAAUUAUGUAUUAAGGAAAUAUAUUUAAUGUAUAAAUAAUAAAACCAUUAUUGAUUAUUAUAUUUUUAAUUUAAUAGCAAUAAAGUUUUACAUUAUA
This is a messenger RNA of Leptidea sinapis, 980 nucleotides long. RefSeq names its product mediator of RNA polymerase II transcription subunit 29 (gene ix). Gene Ontology annotation, molecular function: transcription factor binding; transcription coregulator activity. Gene Ontology annotation, biological process: regulation of transcription by RNA polymerase II. The coding region runs from base 195 to 773 and encodes 192 amino acids. The transcript has 5 exons. Gene Ontology annotation, cellular component: mediator complex. The record is from RefSeq and is a predicted model, not a curated record. NCBI's taxonomy places the organism in Eukaryota, Metazoa, Arthropoda, Insecta, Lepidoptera, Pieridae.